ACACUCGCAGGUGCUCCUUUGUAACUGCCGAAGAGGCAGGGUCCUCUCGAGACCACCGAAAAAAGAGCUGGGAAAAUAGAAAACGUGUGGGGAUAAGACAGAGGAGAGAGAGCAAGGCAAGAGGGGCAGUGUGGAGAGAGCGGUAAGGGACAAGGCGCGCGGUGUGUGCGUUGUAAGAGGGACUUACAGAUGGCACGCAGCGGGGGUGGGGAUGUCCUGUACCUAAGCUGCAGGCGAAGGGAUGUGCGGAGCACCGGGACAAGUUUUUGCACUGCCAUAGGGCGCCCCCUUGAGGUUGCUUCACCCGCUGACCAUGUUCCAGCGCUUCACCAGCCUUUUCUUCAGCACCCCUUCGCCUCCUGAAGACCCCAGCUGCCCCGGGGCCUUUGUCUCAGAGGAGGAUGAAGUAGACGGCUGGCUGCUCAUCGACCUGCAGGACAGCCUCACAGCUGCCCCCAGCCCUGGGGCUUCUCCUGCUCCGGCGGGCCGCCCUCCUCCCGCACCCUCCUUGAUGGACGAGAGCUGGUUUGUUACCCCUCCUGCCUGUUUUACUGCAGAGGGGCCUGGCCUUGGGCCUGCCCGCCUCCAGAGCAACCCCCUGGAGGACCUCCUCAUUGAGCAUCCCAGCAUGUCCGUCUAUGUCACCGGCAGCACCAUAGUGCUGGAGUCGGCGCCGCCUUCCCCUCACCCUGACGCUGUCCUGCCUGAUCAGGACCUCAGCGAUGGAGAGCUGGCGCCUGCCCGCCGGGAGCCCAGGGCCCUGCACCGAGCAGCUGCUCCCAUGCCCGCGCGCGCUGUGCUGCUGGAGAAGGCCGGCCAGGUGCGGAGGCUGCAGAGGGCCCGGCAGCGGGCGGAGCGCCGCACGUUGAGUGCCAAAGUGCUACAGCGGCAGAACCGCGCCCGGGAGAGCCGUUCGCGCCUGCCCAAGCACCAGGGCAGCUUCAUUUACCAGCCGUGCCAGCGCCAGUUCAACUACUGAACGUCCCGGCUGCACUGCGAAGCCCUUGCCUCUCCUGGUCCCAUCAGCCUCCUCUGCAGCAGCCAGUGUGCUGCUCGAGGGGUGUCCAGGGUCCGCCAGCCUUCGUCUGGAUACAACCUCCCUCCUCCCUAAGUUUGAGGUGGGACGGUGGCCCUCUAUUCCCCAGAUUUUCCUGUUUCUGAAAUCUUCUAAUUCACCUGCUAACCUCUCUCCUCCCAGGUCACCCGCUCCCCCAGCGUCUGGUUCUUCACCGUCACACUUCCCACCCCUAAUCUCCCACGCUUCCUUUUCAGACCCCUAUUCUUAUCUCUCACAUCUUCACUUUUGCCCUCCUCCCCCACCCUGACCCAGCACAUUCUCCACUCUUUCUGUUUGUUAUUGCUCCCACUCCUGUUCCCUUUAUCAUUCCUGUCAAUUCUCUUCCAAUCCUGACCAGGUACAACCUGCCAGGCCUGGGCCAUUGUCCUUACCCUGUAGUCAGGGGUCAGGGUUUUGAUUUCGGUCUCCCCCCUUUCCCUGCCCCCUGGGGGUGGGGCUGGGCUCCUUGGAGUUGCUUAGGCCUGGAAAGUUUAAGUAUGUGGAGGAAGACAGUGAGUUGCAAGUUAGAUAAGGUGAAGGGGAUGGAGGGAAAACAGGCAGCCUAGUGGGAGAUGCAGACGGGACAGAUGGACUGAGGAACAGUAGGAAGCAGGGCAUCAUGAUAGCUGGCAUUGUGCUUGGUUAGAGUUGCUAAGCCCUGGUCUUAGGCCUGAGCCUGGAGCCUGCCCCCAUUUCCUUUUCCUAUAAUCCUACCUUCCAGAUUAUUUUUUUUCCCUGAAAUCUGUCCCUCUUCAGGAGUAAACCCCCCCCCCCCCCCCCGUGAGUUUGGAGUCUGAAGGGCUUGUACCUUGUCACCUUACCUUGACAUGCCACCCCAGGGGUAGAAGUUGGGUAAGGCCCCGACAUCCUGGCCAUCUCUGUUCAUAUGCCCAAGGUGCUAGAAUUAGCUUAGGAGAGAGAAACAGGCCAGAGGGUUUUCAGGCAGGGAAAAGGGCAAGAAUGCAGAGGGAUGAUGCUAAGGAGGACACAUUUAGGGAAAAGCCAUCCCCAGACUGAUAGCUCUGCCUUCAUCUUGCUCUGGCCUUAUAUUUCAUACUUCGCUCAAUAUGGCUGGUUAAUAAACACUCCUAGGUAGAGGAGGCCAGGAGCCUCACUGUUCCAGUUCCCAAAUUUUUCUUACAGAGUUUAGGACCUUCAAGAGGCUUCCUAAUGUCCUCCCACAGGGCUCUUUCUUUUGAGUGCCCUAUGGCCCCUCUUCCCUUUCUUAGUUAAAUCUGGAGUAAGGAAUUCUUGGGUAGGGCACAGGGAUGGGGUAGCCAGCUUCUCCCUUCUUGUGGUGGGGCUCAGACACCAGCAACAGCCUCUUGGGAUGCCCCAAGUCGUUUCCUAUUCUAGCUACCUUUUUUUUUUUUUUUAAGUGUGUGCUCUUCCUUUCUCAAAACUGUUAGAUUUCCUGUUACAUAUUAAUGCAGGUCUUCCUUUCACCUCAACCCCAGGUCUCCAGGCCUCGAAGAGCCGGGCCGGGGUUGGAGAAAACUGCAUUCCUAUGAGGUUCUGUAAAAGUACCUGCCCUCUCUGAUCCUUUCUCACCAGGCUUCGUGUGGGAGGGGAGAGGGUAUCCCCAGGAUGGGGACAGAGGAGGCCCUGCUAGGGUCUCUUAACCCAAUGAUAAGCCAAACGGGAACUAUAAGCUGAUCAAACCCCAUACUAGCUUCUUAGGGCCCUAGUAGUUGAUAGUAGCUGUUCUGUCCCAAGUUCUUCAGUUAUAACCUAGUACACGUACUCUUCCAGCUGUCCUAAGGUCACUUCGCAGCCAGCUUAGGAUCUUCAGCGCUUGUAAGAGCUGAAAUUCCCUCUUAGCCCUUCUUGUCUGUUCCUCACUGCCAGAUGGGGCCUAGGCUCAGUCCUGGGCAAGUGCCCAUGACCCUGCUACUGUGGGAAGUUGGACAGGGCAUCUGGCUCAAAUGUGAAAAGGCCUCACCCCUGACCUGUACCCUAGAAGCUCCUGCAGUUCUAGAUCCCACCCACCCCUUACCGACUGGUUGCAAGGCUGAUUUUUCUUUUGUACUUUCCUAUAGAUGCUGUAGCAUUUGAGUGUGGCAAUAUUUUCAUUGUGUAUAGAUUUCUAAGAACCAACACUACUCAGUCUCCUGCUAGUCUGACUCCUGAAGCAUCAGACCUUGUCAUACUGUAUUGACUGUGUAUGUGCCUUUCACCUUGAGCAUGCUUCAGGAUUUUUUUUUUUUUCUUAAACCACAGAACUUGAAUACACAAGGGAACCAGAAUUCACAAAGUCCUAUGCAACCCUAGACAGGAGGAGGUUAGAAGAGUCUGUCUGGACUGAUGACUUCAGAGACCCUAGAAAAGUUUGUACCAGUUCGUAUUAAUGUCAACACUACCAGCACUUUGCCAAAACUAAGGAUGUCAGAGGGACCUGUUUUUAGAGUGAGUCCCAAUUAUAUCAAAGGGCAACUUCCAGCUUUCUCCAAUAAGUCUGAGUGGUUCUCUUGAGCUGGUGUCACUUUCUAACCUUUGCCAGUCUAGCCCCAGCAGGGCACUGUGUAUGUGUGAGUGCAGUUUGGUGCUGUUUUGGAGUAUGCCUGCUCCCCAGCCUGGAACCCUCUGAUCAGCCUGCUGUGACCUAUGUCUUAGGUGCAACAAGGACCCUACUAGAGCUCCUGGGUGGCCUUCAGAACCCAGGCAGCUCUGUGAGGGGACUGAAUGCAGACACCACAGCCUGCGAAUACCUUCUUACCCUACCACCUAGUUCCAAAUGGAACCAACAAGUUGAGUGCAUUUCUGUUGGGCGUUUUAUGUUAAGACUGGCUGAAGUGAAAAACCUUUGACCAUGUUGUGAUGUGUCGACAGACUCAAGGACACAGCCACCUCGACCUGGUCAUGUGGCAUGCCUGUGUAUGUGUGUAACAGGAUUUUGAAUGUUAGAUUGUAAUGCUAUUCGUGUAUGGGAGAAAAAUAAUAUAAACAAAUAAAAAUCUAUUUAAAGCACA
This is a messenger RNA of Psammomys obesus (fat sand rat), 4026 nucleotides long. RefSeq names its product tumor protein p53 inducible nuclear protein 2 (gene Tp53inp2). The record is from RefSeq and is a predicted model, not a curated record. Gene Ontology annotation, biological process: autophagosome assembly; positive regulation of DNA-templated transcription. Bases 314 to 979 code for a protein of 221 amino acids. The transcript has 4 exons. Lineage: Eukaryota; Metazoa; Chordata; Mammalia; Rodentia; Muridae. Gene Ontology annotation, cellular component: autophagosome; nucleus.